This is a messenger RNA of Fukomys damarensis (Damara mole-rat), 2137 nucleotides long. RefSeq names its product progesterone receptor (gene Pgr). The record is from RefSeq and is a predicted model, not a curated record. Gene Ontology annotation, cellular component: nucleus. Lineage: Eukaryota; Metazoa; Chordata; Mammalia; Rodentia; Bathyergidae. Gene Ontology annotation, biological process: regulation of DNA-templated transcription; steroid hormone receptor signaling pathway. Bases 1 to 2028 code for a protein of 675 amino acids. The transcript has 9 exons. Gene Ontology annotation, molecular function: DNA-binding transcription factor activity; zinc ion binding; nuclear steroid receptor activity.
AUGACAGAGCUGAAGGCAAAGGAUCCCCGGGCUCCCCACGCGGCGGGCGGCAGGCCCUCCCCCACCGAGGUCGGGUCCCCCCUGCUGGGUCGCCCGGACGCCGGUCCCUUCCAGGCCAGCCAGACCUCUCCGGACGCCUCGCCGGGCGCCGCAGCCAUUCCCAUCUCCCUGGACCGUCUGCUCUUCCCUCAACUCAGCCAGGGACAGGACCCCCUCGACGGGAAGACGCGGGACCAGCAGCCACUGCUAGACGUGGAGGGCGCGUACUCCGGAGCUGAAGCAGUAGGGGGUGCAGGAAGCGACAGCACUCGAGACCCCGAAAAGGACGGCGGGCUGCUGGACAGUGUCCUGGACACCCUUCUGGCGCCCCCGGGGUCCAAGCAGAGCCGCCCCAGCCCUCCCGCCUGUGGGGCCAUUAGCCCGUGGUGCUUGUUCGGCCCAGAGCUUCCCGAAGAGCCUAGGGGUGCCCCCGCCACCAGGGGGGUGUUGUCCCCGCUCAUGAGCCGGCCCGAAGGCAAGGCUGGAGACGGUUCUGGGGCGGGAGCGGCCCCCAAGGUACUGCCCUCGGGGGUGCCGCCGUCUGCGCAGCUGCUGCUCCCGACCGCUGGGGGCCCCCACUGGCCCGCGGCGGUAGGGAAGCCGCCUCCUCAGCCGGCUGCGGUGGAGGUGGACGAGGACGGUUCGGAGGCCGACGGCUCGGUGGGCCCGCUUCCGAGGGGCAGGAAACCAUCGUGCAGCGUCACGGUAGAUCCGCUGUUACCCCGCGGAAUGCAAACUGUGAAAGGAGUUGGCUGCUGUGUAAAAUGUUUCUUUCCUGAAUAUUUACGGGAAUAUCUGCGUAGGAGAGGGACUACAGCACAGUCCCACAGCGAGGGGCCGGAUUCAGAAACCAGCCAGAGCCCACAGUACAGCUUUGAGUCAUUGCCUCAGAAGAUUUGUCUCAUCUGUGGGGAUGAAGCAUCAGGCUGCCAUUAUGGCGUCCUUACCUGUGGGAGCUGUAAGGUCUUCUUUAAAAGAGCAAUGGAAGGGCAGCACAACUAUCUAUGUGCUGGAAGAAACGACUGCAUUGUUGAUAAAAUCCGCAGAAAAAAUUGCCCAGCAUGUCGCCUUAGAAAGUGCUGUCAGGCCGGCAUGGUCCUUGGAGGUCGAAAGUUUAAGAAAUUCAAUAAAGUCAGAGUUAUGAGAGCACUAGAUGGUGUUGCUCUUCCACAGCCAGUGAGCAUUUCGAAUGAAAGCCCAAGAAUCACUUUUUCACCAAAUCAAGAAAUGCAGUUGGUCCCUCCACUGAUCAACCUGUUGAUGAGUAUUGAACCAGAUGUAAUCUAUGCAGGAUAUGACAACUCAAAACCUGAUACUUCCAGCUCUUUGCUGACAAGUCUUAAUCAACUAGGAGAGAGGCAACUUCUGUCUGUAGUCAAGUGGUCUAAGUCACUGCCAGGCUUUCGAAACUUACAUAUUGAUGACCAGAUAACUCUCAUUCAGUACUCUUGGAUGAGCUUAAUGGUUUUUGCAUUAGGAUGGAGGUCCUACAAACAUGUCAGUGGGCAGAUGUUAUAUUUUGCACCUGAUCUAGUAUUAAAUGAACAGCGGAUGAAAGAAUCGUCGUUCUAUUCAUUAUGCCUUACCAUGUGGCAGAUCCCGCAGGAGUUUGUGAAGCUUCAAGUGAGCCAUGAAGAGUUCCUUUGUAUGAAAGUAUUACUUCUUCUUAAUACAAUUCCUUUGGAAGGAUUAAGAAGUCAAAACCAGUUUGAUGAGAUGAGAUCAAGCUACAUUAGGGAGCUCAUCAAGGCAAUUGGUUUGAGGCAGAAAGGAGUUGUUUCUAGUUCACAACGUUUCUAUCAACUUACAAAACUUCUUGAUAGCUUGCAUGAUCUUGUCAAACAGCUCCAUCUAUACUGCUUGAAUACAUUCAUCCAGUCGCGGGCACUGGCUGUUGAGUUUCCAGAAAUGAUGUCUGAAGUGAUUGCUGCACAGUUACCCAAGAUCCUGGCUGGGAUGGUGAAACCUCUUCUCUUUCAUAAAAAAUGAAUGUCGUAUUUUUCUUUCAAAAGUUUAAAUUUUGUGGUAUGUAUUUUUGUGGUGGUUAAGAUUAUGAGGUUUCUAGUUUUUAUGAAAUUCUUCUGAAAGCCUUACCUUU